Diutina rugosa is the source of this 1575-nucleotide messenger RNA. RefSeq names its product ERMES complex subunit (gene MDM34). The transcript has a single exon. Gene Ontology annotation, biological process: phospholipid transport; mitochondrion organization. Gene Ontology annotation, cellular component: ERMES complex. Gene Ontology annotation, molecular function: lipid binding. The coding region runs from base 1 to 1575 and encodes 524 amino acids. Lineage: Eukaryota; Fungi; Ascomycota; Pichiomycetes; Serinales; Debaryomycetaceae. The record is from RefSeq and is a predicted model, not a curated record.
AUGUCGUUCAAUGUAAAUUGGAACACCCUCGAGACGGAGCAGCUCCGCGAGUACACUCGCGACGUGCUCACGCUGGCGCUCAACCUGGGCAACCCGCCAAAAAUCCUCGCCGCCCCCAUCGAAAUCAAACAGCUAGAGUUCGGCAAAGCCGCCCCUGAAUUUGAGAUAUUGGAGAUCGGCGAGCUUGACCAGGACCGGUUCCGCGGUAUCUUCAAAGUGAGCUAUACUGGCGACUUUGAACUUACCCUCCACACCCGGGUCAACGCCAACCCGCUACAUAUCCACAACGCCACCCUGCUUGAACGAGAAGUGGGUAACGAUGCUCCCGACAUCGACUUGCACCGGUUUGUCACCCCGAACUUUGGCAUUGCCAAGGAGGCGUUCCCACUUCCGCUCGACCUUAAGCUCUCAAAUAUUAAGAUCUCGGGGAUAGGCAUCAUCGUGUUCUCCAAGACUAAAGGGCUUACUUUAGUGUUCCGCAAUGACCCCCUCGACCUGAUUAGAGUCACCCUGACUUUUGACACCGUCCAGGUGCUUGCCAAAUUUUUACAGAAGCAAAUCGAAAACCAGAUCAGAGAACUCUUCCGCGAAACAUUACCGACGCUUAUGCACAAGCUCCUGCUUAAGUUCCUCAACUUGGAUACCCUCAACCGCGAUUUGCUUGCCGUCAACCCUACCAUUACCGCUAAUCCGGUGGUGGUCCCCGUGCAACAAAUACUGCAAAACAAUCUCCGCAAAAUGUUGAAGCUUUACCGCUCAAGAGAAACACUCAAGUUUGCCAUUCCUAAGUUCAAGAAUGUCAUCCAACGGUCUCACUUGGAAAAGUACCUGAACCAUCCCACAUUGCUCAAUUCGCUUAUCACCGACUACGACCGAAACUUGUCGGUGUGCGCACAACCCCAACAGCUGACCAACGGCAUCCCCAUCGACAUUUUGAUCAACGAAGACGUCAACAAGACCGAAGAUGUAUUGCGGGCAAUCUCUAAAGUUCAGACGACCAGCUACUACGCUUCGGCCAAGGAAGCUCCCCCUCCCCGUCGGCGUCGGAUUAAGCUCGGCGGAAGCAAAAAGCAAGCCACUGAGCCUGAUGCCAACAGCACCAUCGACGACUCCACGGUUAUCGACAGUUCCUCGGUGGCGGUGUCGAACGCUUCCAGCGUAUCAACCACCCUCACCGAUGCCACUACUGUCGACCCCAUCGUCCAGCCGCGGCCGCUUAGAGUGUCGGCUGAGCUCUACCACGACCUCAUGUACCCGUUGGAGCCAAGCCACCAGCACCAGCACCACUUGGACUCGCCGUCGAUCGUGUCUGGUGUGGGCAUUGGCAACAACUACUUCAACUUCACCUCUUCGCGCCAGUCGCAGUCUCCCCCCGUGUUGGUCGAGCUCAAAAAGGCGUCGACGCCGGUCACUCCUGCCGAGCCCAAGACGUCACCGUCAACGUCAAAUUCCAAGUCGAAAAACUACCUCGACACCUCCAAAUUCAACAACAAGUUGCGGCGCGAGUUCGCCUCCUACCUGCAUGGGUUCAACCCGUCGCCGGUGUUUGACACGCCACCCCCCUACCAAGUAUAA